Molecule: messenger RNA, 1005 nt
Organism: Micromonas commoda
Lineage: Eukaryota; Viridiplantae; Chlorophyta; Mamiellophyceae; Mamiellales; Mamiellaceae
Exons: 1
Coding region: 1-1005 (334 amino acids)
Biological process (GO): tRNA threonylcarbamoyladenosine modification
Cellular component (GO): EKC/KEOPS complex; cytoplasm
Source: RefSeq, a predicted model, not a curated record
AUGGGCUUCGAAGGCUCCGCGAACAAGGUGGCGGUCGGUGUCGUGUCGCACACCGGCGACAUCCUCAGCAACCCCCGCAAAACCUACAUCACCCCCCCCGGCACCGGCUUCCUGCCGCGCGAGACCGCCGAGCACCAUCGCCAGGUCAUCCUCGACAUCGUCCAGCAGGCCCUGGACGAGGCCGGCAUCGCUCCCUCGGAUCUGGACUGUCUCUGUUACACUAAAGGCCCGGGAAUGGGCGCGCCCCUCGUCUCCGUCGCGGUCGUCGUCCGGAUGCUCUCGCAGAUUUGGAAGAAGCCAAUCGUCCCGGUGAACCACUGCGUCGGGCACAUAGAGAUGGGACGCGUGGUUUGCGGCGCCAUGGACCCCGUCGUCCUCUACGUAUCCGGCGGUAACACCCAGGUCAUCGCCUACAACGAGCGGCGGUACAGGAUCUUCGGAGAGACGAUCGACAUCGCGGUGGGCAACUGCCUGGACAGGUUCGCGCGAGAGAUCGGCCUCAGCAACGACCCGUCGCCGGGAUACAACAUCGAGCAGCUCGCGAAGAAAGGGACCAAGUACAUCGACAUGCCGUACACGGUCAAGGGCAUGGACAUAUCACUGUCGGGCAUCGAAACCUUCGCCAAGAGCGAGGCGAGGACGAAGAUCGACGCGGGCGAGUGCACAGCCGCGGACCUGUGCUACUCGCUCCAGGAGACCAUCUUCGCGAUGCUCGUGGAGAUCACCGAGCGAACCAUGGCGCACUGCAACGCCAACGACGUCCUGAUCGUUGGCGGCGUGGGGUGCAACGUCCGUUUGCAGGAGAUGAUGCGCGUGAUGGUGGGAGAGCGCGGGGGUAAGCUCUACGCGACUGACGACAGGUACUGCAUCGACAACGGCGCCAUGAUCGCCUACGCGGGCAUACUGGCGUUCAUGGAGGGACAGACGGCGACGAUGGCGGAGACGAUCUGCACGCAGAGGUACAGGACCGACGACGUGCUCGUGACGUGGAGGAAGGACAAGUGA